AUGUUGUCGUGCCCGUCGGUCCUCACCAAAUCGAAAAGCAGUGAGAUUCUAUACUUGUACGUCGGUGUUGGUACCAAAGCCAUAAGUGCAACCCUUAUCAGAGAAUCCAAAGAAGAUAGUCAAAGACCGGUCUACUUCGUCAGCAAAGUUUUGCAAGAGGCCGAGCUGCAGUAUCAACAGGUAGAGAAGGUAGCCCUCACCCUAAUCAUUGUAGCCCGGAGGCUAAGACCAUAUUUCCAAUGCCACCCCAUUAUAGUCAGAACCAACCGACCCAUCCGUCAGAUACUUCAUAAGCCAGAUCUCGCUGGACGAAUGAUGUCUUGGGCAAUCGAGUUAUCAGAAUAUCAACUCAGUUAUAAACCAAGGGCAGCCAUUAAAGCCCAAUCCCUUACAGAUUUCAUCGCAGAAAUGACGUAUGCCGCCAAGCUUACUGACUGCACCGUCGAUGCACAGCUGCCAGCCUUUUGGAGACUCUUUGUGAAUGCAUCCUCAAACGCCAAAGGUUCUAGUGUCGGCAUUAUAAUUGAAAACCCAGACGGCAUAGCAGUUGAACACUCUUUGUCAUUCAAUUUCAACACCACUAAUCAAGCUGAGUAUGAGGCCAUCGUAGCUGGCCUCCUUCAAGCCAAGAAGUUAGGGGAACAACACCUCAAAGUCUUCAACGAUUCUCAGCUGGUGACUUUCCAAAUCUCAGGCGAGUACCAUGCUAAAGGACCCUUGAUGAGCAAGUACUUGGAAAAUGUUAAUGGGUUAAUGGAAAGCUUCAAUGUGGUUGAAGUCGAACACAUAAGGCGAUCAGAGAACACUCGGGCAAACAUCCUCGCCAAACUAGCAAGCACCAAGAGUCCAGGCAACAACCGCGUGGUCGUCCAACAGAAUUUACCCAACCCAUGCAUCAUUAUGAGCAUCUCAGAUGUAGCCAUUGAAAUCGCCAAAGAGUCUUGGACCAUGCCCAUCAUUAAUUAUCUUUCUAAAGGAACCCUCCCUCUAGACCAGAAUGAGGCAAAGAAAAUCGUGGGAAGAAGCGACCACUUCUACAUAGUGCAAGGCCUCCUAUACAAAAGUGGACUUUCAACCUCACUCUUAAAGUGCCUAAAUUAG
Messenger RNA from Gastrolobium bilobum, 1101 nucleotides. RefSeq lists its product as uncharacterized. The coding region runs from base 1 to 1101 and encodes 366 amino acids. The transcript has a single exon. Gene Ontology annotation, molecular function: RNA-DNA hybrid ribonuclease activity; nucleic acid binding. The record is from RefSeq and is a predicted model, not a curated record. NCBI's taxonomy places the organism in Eukaryota, Viridiplantae, Streptophyta, Magnoliopsida, Fabales, Fabaceae.